AUGGUUUCUCCUUUAGUUUCUUAUGAGUGGGAGUACAAGCAUUAUCCUUCAAAGAUCAUUUCUAAACAUAUGCCAUCUGGAAAUCUUGCGUGGUUAAUUAAGCCGGAUCCGACUCAAUUAUUUGUUCGUCUUACUCAUGGUCGUAAUAGAUCACUUAUCAGAGAUUUUGAUGGUGAUUUCUUGACACUGGACUUUUCUCAAUAUGACAAACCAAUUUUGGCUAUCCUUGGUCCUGAUGGUGUUUUGAAAAUCUAUCACAUCAACUUCACCCAUGGAGACAAUGAUUUAUUGAUUACAUUUAAUCUUGCUGAAAAUGUAGCAUCCAUAACGCAUUUCCUUCUUGAAUGGGGUCCAAAAUCGAAGCUGCCAAAAAAUGGUAUGGAUACUUCGUUGCUUUUAGUUGCAACUGUAAAUAAGAAAGUAUUUGUUAUCGAUUUGAAUGGCGUCGUUGAAAAUUUGGAUCAAAGUGACCAAGAUUUCACGGAAGCUUUAAGUAGAUACCGCACGAAACCUCGUCUUCUUUCCAAUAUGAUUAAUAUUAUAUCUCCCUUUUCACACGACGUUGAAGCAGUUACGUUUUCUGUCGAUGCUUCAACACUUUUUGUCAGUGCAGACCUUGGGAAUAUCUUCGCUUUCAAUCUCUUCGAUAAAAAUCGGCCUUGCUUUAUAGCUUUUCAAAGUUGGCCUACGGAUACCUAUUCUCCCCUAUUUGUGCUCAAUUAUGUGAAUUAUAAGGGUAUUGACUAUUUAAUUGGAGGGACCAACUCUUGUCGGGAAUUUCGACUCUGGCGAUUGCCAAAUUUCAAGCUUCUCCAAACCAUUCGUUUCUGUUCAAAUGAAGAGGAAGAAAGUGUAGAAGAAAAUAAAAAACGUUCACCUCCUCCAGUGCUCAUUUCUCAAUUUGAUCAAGAGUCGGGGGUGAUGUUUAUCAGCGAUAUUAAGCGUACGGUGCUGUAUACACUUCUGCUAGCAAGUAAUCCUAAUAACCCGGAAGAGCUCCGAUUUCAGUGUCUUUGCGAGUUUCCUCUUGUGGCUCCUUGUAUCGCCUUUAAUCUGAACCAUGCAACUCGUUCGCACUCCUUCGAUAAGCUCUCUUUUUGUGUUGCUACAGCUCUCGUCGAUUCAGCCUUAGCUGAUUCUGACAAUAUCGCAGCCAAUCUCCUACUAAUCCAUCCAAAGGCAUUGGCAGUUGGAAGACUCUCUUUCUUUGUUCCUCUGCAAACGUACAUACAAAAGGAUUUAAAUAGCUCCCUAGAAUUUCCCAAUUCAGAAGAAUCGGAGCCUAAUUCAUCCAGCUCAGUCGUUUCGUCGAAUCCUCCUGAAGAAAUGGAUGUUUUUUCUCGCCUGCUGAAUAUACGUCCAAAAUCAGAAGCUUCCAAUCCAAUUCAUUAUAAUUCACAAGGGAAUGUGGGAAAUGCCGCAUCUCCUUCGGAAAAUCCACCCUCUCUUGAAUCGAGCACUCCAAAGAUUUCUCUAGAGGGUGAAGUUACUCAAAACUCAACAAUUGGUAUAAGAUCAAGUCCAAGUAGUCAACAAGAAAGCGUUGGAGGAAGCGCUGUGUUUGGUGGUAGUGGUCUAAGUAAGAUCUUUGACUCCUCUCCUAGCAACAUAGAUCCCCCUUCGUUGAUCUCAGUUUAUCCCCACGCAACUUCACCAAAUCUGCAGGAGAAUCUUCAGCAUGGACCUUCUACUUCCUCAGCACUUACUGCCGAUGCGAGUCGAACUCCAUUCGCGGGUUUUGGAAGAGGAUACAAAACACCAGUGCUUUCAGAUUCUGUGUGUAGUUUGGCAGGUAGUAGUAGUGUUGCCAGCCUAUCAAGCUCCCUUCGUCAUAAUUCUUCAACAAACAAUUUUGUGGGCCCUCCGAAUGAUAAUCAGAAUAGGGCCAUUGGCUUGAGUAUGAAGAAUGUUCUCUCCGAUUCUACUCGAAGUUUGGAUGGCUAUUCAGUCGGCACAAAUAUACCGCAGAGUCAAGGUGAUUCUCAGUUCCAUAAAGUUCAAAACCAAAACCAAAGGGGCUCUACUUCCGCAUUUUCCCUAGACGAGAGUCUUUUAGGAGGCAGUGGCGAUAACAACGGUGACAUUGUCCCAUUGCUAAAAGCUAUUUUUCGACAGAAUAAGGAAAUCCUAGGCUCGGUAAAAACUCUUACAAACAAGGUGCUUGAGAAUAAGAAUAAUUUGGCAAAACUCUCGAACGAACAGAAACUCAUCAUGAAGCAAGUGAAUUCACUCACUUCAGCCGCACCUGGAACUCCAGUGUAUCCUGUUGCAAGUUCCACAACUUCUCCUCCUCCUUGGGCUAAUCAAAUAUUGGAUCAUGUUCGCAAACAGAAGACAGAAUCUGCCAAACAGUUGUCUCAACUUGAGAUAGCUGUCAAAAAUCUUCAACUCACUGCCGCCAACUUGCCGCCGGAUACUGUCAUGGGACCGCGUUCUCUUGUCUCUCCUACACCGAGCUUGGAUAACAAACAAAUAGUGGAACAGGUCCGUGGUGUUGUCCGAAAUGAAUUGCACAACCUCUUCCAAGCCAAUUCCCCAAAGAUUGUGGAUCCUUUGAUUCAGAAUUUACGAGGAAAUUUGGAACGAAUACUCAGCCCCCUUCCACAAAUAGUUGCCGAUCGAAUGCUAACCGUUAUCAAAGAACCGAAAUUUGUCCAAUAUAUCGCAGAUCAAAUGAGUGGAUCCCUGUCUCCAGUAGUGGCUGAGGGUUAUCGCAAUGAGUUGCGUCAAACCCUGGUGCCCGGUCUCAACAACGUUGUAGACAAACUGUGCAAAGAUUUGGACGACCUUGUUCAGGGCGCUAUGAACAGGCAUAUUCAGACGGUCACAAUGCGAAUUGAAUCAGGAGUGCAGAGCACCUGCAAUAAGAUGGAUUCCUCGACCAAGAAAUUUGAUGACCAGAUUAAAAGCCUGUCCAAGGAUAUAUCUGGUAAAGUUGCAGGGAGGGUUAACGACGUCUUAAACAAGGCUCUGCAACAACAGCAAACUAAGGCACAGCAGGUCCAACCGGUCUCUCCGGUAAAUUCUCUACCCAAUGCUGGUUUUGGACGUACUUCAACAACACCAAUCCUUAUUCCACCUCAAAAUCCACAACCACAGCAGCAACAGCAGCAGCAGUUGAAGAAUCCUAAUCUUGGAUCUAAUGAUGCCAUCACGAACGCUCUAAACCUCAUUCAAGCUGGUCAAUAUCCCCAGGCUCUUGAAGUGGCCCUCACUUCACCAAAUCAGGCGGUGCUACUCCAAGUUUUGCCGAAGAUUCCAGUUGUUUCUCUCUUUGACCAAAAUAUUCGGCAAGAAAUCCUCCUCUCUCUUAUCCAUCAACUCAGUUGUGGAAAUCUUCAGGACCAAUUAGAGAUGAAGUUAUCAUUCCUACAGGAAGCAGUAACUCACCUGCGAGUGAACGAUUCCACGGUUCGUGAGAUGGGUUGGGGAAUUUUGAAUGGCCUUAGCAGUAAACUCACCAUAGUGCGUAUGUCGAUUAAAUUGAAUACUGCACAGGAGAAUCGUUUUGUGAUCCUGCAACGCUCUCUGUCAGAAAAGCAAGCGGCUCUUAUGCAUUAG
Rodentolepis nana is the source of this 3561-nucleotide messenger RNA. The record is from the annotation of a GenBank genome assembly. NCBI's taxonomy places the organism in Eukaryota, Metazoa, Platyhelminthes, Cestoda, Cyclophyllidea, Hymenolepididae.